This is a messenger RNA of Psammomys obesus (fat sand rat), 999 nucleotides long. RefSeq names its product trace amine associated receptor 1 (gene Taar1). Gene Ontology annotation, biological process: G protein-coupled receptor signaling pathway. Gene Ontology annotation, cellular component: membrane. The coding region runs from base 1 to 999 and encodes 332 amino acids. Gene Ontology annotation, molecular function: trace-amine receptor activity. The transcript has a single exon. Lineage: Eukaryota; Metazoa; Chordata; Mammalia; Rodentia; Muridae. The record is from RefSeq and is a predicted model, not a curated record.
AUGUAUCAGUGCCACAACUUCAUUAAUACUUCCCACACGAGCAGCAACUGGCCACAGGAUGUCCGUGUUGUCCUGUAUAGCUUAAUGUCACUCAUAAUUCUGGCCACUCUGGUUGGCAAUUUGUUAGUAAUAAUUUCUAUAUCACAUUUCAAGCAACUUCAUACUCCCACCAAUUGGCUCCUUCAUUCCAUGGCCACUGUGGACUUUCUCCUCGGCUGUCUGGUUAUGCCCUAUAGCAUGGUGAGAACGGUUGAACACUGUUGGUAUUUUGGAGAAAUCUUUUGUAAAUUUCACACCAGCACCGAUAUUAUUCUGAGCUCAGCAUCCAUUUUCCACUUAUCCUUCAUUUCCAUCGACCGCUACUAUGCUGUGUGUUACCCUCUGAGAUACAAAGCCAGGAUCAACAUCUUGACUAUUUUUUGGAUGAUCCUCGUUAGUUGGAGCAUCCCUUCUAUUUUUGCCUUUGGAAUGAUCUUCCUGGAGCUGAACUUCAAAGGAGUUGAGGAGCUGUAUUGCAAACAGAUUGGCUACCUGGGCGGCUGUUUUGUCUUCUUUAACAAAAUCUCUGCGGUACUGGGCUUCGUGACUUUUUUCUAUAUACCUGGAUCUGUUAUGUUAUUUGUUUACUAUAGAAUUUAUUUCAUAGCUAAAGGUCAAGCAAGGUCAAUUAAUAGUACAAAUCUUCCAGUUAGAUUGGAAGGGAAAAACAGAAUGCCACAAAGCAAGGAAACAAAAGCUGCGAAGACCUUGGGGAUAUUGAUGGGUGUUUUCCUGGUAUGCUGGUGCCCCGUCUUUUUCUGCAUGGUCGUGGACCCUUUCCUAUACUAUGCUGUCCCACCCACUUUGAAUGAUGCACUGGCUUGGCUUGGGUACUUGAAUUCUGCCUUCAACCCAGUGGUUUAUGCAUUCUUCUAUCCCUGCUUCAGAAGAGCACUGAAAAUGAUUCUUCUUGGUAAAAUUUUCCAAAAAGAUUCAUCUAGGUCUAAGUUACUUUUGUGA